Messenger RNA from Polyodon spathula (Mississippi paddlefish), 428 nucleotides. RefSeq names its product pseudouridylate synthase 7 homolog. The record is from RefSeq and is a predicted model, not a curated record. Gene Ontology annotation, molecular function: pseudouridine synthase activity; RNA binding. Lineage: Eukaryota; Metazoa; Chordata; Actinopteri; Acipenseriformes; Polyodontidae. Gene Ontology annotation, cellular component: nucleus. The transcript is spliced from 3 exons. Gene Ontology annotation, biological process: pseudouridine synthesis. The annotation marks the transcript as partial.
AUGCUUGCCUUGUUGAGGGCGGAGAUGCACAGCAGCAUAAUGUCUGUGUGGAUGCAGAGAUCCGCUUCUAAUGACAAUCGUUUUGCAUCCUGCAGAAUAAAGCCGAACCUCAUUUCCUACAUGGGAACCAAAGACAAAAGAGCGAUCACCGUCCAGAGGAUUGCUGUGCAAAAGAUCACUGCUCAGAGACUUUCUCACCUCAACACGUGCCUGAUGAACUUCAAGCUAGGGAACUUCUCCUACCAGAAACACCCCUUGAAACUGGGGGAGCUGCAGGGAAACCACUUCACUGUGGUGAUCAGGAAUAUCUCCGGGUCGAAUGAGCAGGUGGAGCUAGCUAUGGUCUCACUGCGGGAGACGGGAUUCAUCAAUUACUACGGCAUGCAGCGCUUCGGGACCACUGCGGUGCCAACCUACCAGGUCGGGAG